Molecule: messenger RNA, 1400 nt
Organism: Gigantopelta aegis
Lineage: Eukaryota; Metazoa; Mollusca; Gastropoda; Neomphalida; Peltospiridae
Exons: 6
Coding region: 1-477 (158 amino acids)
Source: RefSeq, a predicted model, not a curated record
AUGACAGAGGCUGAUAAAUUAACUGGAUCUGGUUUGGGGAUUGGCUCAGCUGUUGGAGGUGCUGUUGGUUCUGUUGCUGUGGUUGGCGUUAUAGUGGUGCUGGUUGUGUUCUUUGUACGACGAUCACGAUUAUCAAGCAAAAACAAUAAAAAUUUAGCAACAACCACAUAUGAAGGCAUAACUCUUAGGACUGUCACCGCAGAAAACAGUACAGAUGAUGCACCACAGACGGGAGAUUCUGAUCGCACAUAUCAAGGACUUCAAGAACGGGGAGACUCGGCACAAUACUCCCAACUCACCGUGUAUCAAAAUAUACACAGCUCUGAUGAUGCACCACAGACCGGAGACUCUGAUCGCACGUAUGAAGGUCUUCAAGAACGGAGAGAUUCGGCACAAUACUCCCAACUCACAGUGUAUCAAAAUCUACACAACUCUGAUCCAAAUUACAGCAACUUGAGAAGUUUAUCUACAAUGUAAAGAAAACAUCACGAUUUAGUGUUAUAAUAGAGAUUAACAGUGAUGUGUAUGAGAGAAAGAGAGGGAGAGAGAGAGAGAGAGAGAGAGAGAGAGAGAGAGAGAGAGAGAGAGAGAGAGAGAGAGAGAGAGAGAGAGAGAGAGAGAGAGAGAGAGAGAGAGAGAGAGAGAGAAGUAGAUGUUAUAUGUGCACUGUGAUCUUUCAUUAGUGAAAGACACCAAAUACCAUUUAUUCACGGGAGUUUGUGGGAAGGUCGAACAGACCCAUUUCACAGACCGGAAAUAUAUCUGCACAAGUAGUCUGUUGUUUGACUGAUCAUUUCAUGGCAGAUAGUUGUGAAUUUUAAUAUUAGUCACUAUUCAGUAUCUAGCUGUCGGUAGAGUGCUAAUCUGAGGUUCGACUCACCUCAAUGCACCCAUUAACAGAUUGGUUUUUUUCCUGCCCCAAGCAAUGCCCCACAAUUCGUAUAUCAAUGGUAUGUGCUGCCAUGUAUGUGGGAAAGUAGGAAAAUGUAGCAGGUCUCCUCUAAGACCCGAUGUUUGACAUCAAAUAGCGGAUGAUUAAUAAAACAAUGUGCUCUAGUGGUGUCGUUAAACAAUAAAAACUUUACUAUGCAAUGUCAAAAUUCAAAUGGGGGUAUUUUCUCAUUGCUUGGAUUUUCGUCAGUAUCUCUCUAUUUAAAUUUAAUUUUAAAUUAUUAAAUUGAUUGCACUUCACUACAACAAAAAGUACACAAGUUAAAAUACAGCUAGCUUGUUUUUGUUUCAUAUUCGUUUGAAGUGAGGUUUUUUUGGUUUUCACAUUUCAGGCAACUGUUUAUGCCACAUGCAUCAUUUAUUUGUCUUAUGGUCUAUAGGACAGUUAAAAUGAUAUAUUAUGUGUAUGUACAUAUAUAUUUUUUCUGUAAUAAAGUAUUUAAUGUGUG